Messenger RNA from Sceloporus undulatus (fence lizard), 2082 nucleotides. It is a transcript of the gene LRRC14B, whose product is annotated as leucine rich repeat containing 14B. The transcript is spliced from 3 exons. Bases 92 to 1693 code for a protein of 533 amino acids. NCBI's taxonomy places the organism in Eukaryota, Metazoa, Chordata, Lepidosauria, Squamata, Phrynosomatidae. Gene Ontology annotation, cellular component: cytoplasm. The record is from RefSeq and is a predicted model, not a curated record.
AGCUGCAGCUAAAAAUAGGGAAUGAUAAGGCAGAGAAAGAGAGAUGCAGUUUGAAUAGAACCUGAAGAACAGAAAGAAUCAGAAGACAGAAAUGCAUUCACUGCGGUUCAUAAGUGCUGAGGCCUUGGUGACCAACACGCAGGUUGUCAGAGAGAAUCUGGGCAGCCUUGCACACAACCUUUUCCCUCUCCUUUUUAAAGCGAGUUACUUACAGGAGCAAGGCGAAGUGAUUCACAACCUGGUGGAAAACUGGCCGCUGCCAGAACUCAACAUUGGAAGACUGUUGGGGAAAACAACAGAUCACCAGGAAGACAUCAGCAACAGAGCUUGCUCGGUGUGUCUGGCCAGCUGCCUGACCGGCCUGAGAGACUAUGUAUUGAAUUUUUCAUCUCCGUAUGCAAAGAGACUCAAAAGAGUAGACUUGACAGGCAUAAAAGAUGUUGAAGUUCAGCUCUGCAGGUGUAGGAAGACUAUAGGACGGUGGGCCAGGACAGAGUUCCUCUCAAAAAUCUGCUACGAUCUGCUUGUUGACAUGCACAGGCUGCAGCUCAGUCCAGAUGUCUUUGAGAUUUCUAUUGAUGUCUUCAUGGACAUCUUUGUUACGGAGCAAAACUAUGAGCUGGUGGUCCAGGCCUUGCUAAUGAGGUGCCAUUGCCCACUGAAAAUCCGUUGUGCGGCUUUUAGAGUGGACAACCUUGCCCUCAAGAAGCUCUUCUACCUCACAAAGCUCACAGAGCCCUCUUCGCUGGGCAAAUUCGAAGUCAUCCACAAUGUUCGGAUGGAAAUGGAACAUUUGCUGGUGUUGUUGAAUAAUGUCCAGUUUCCUCAGCUGACUUCUCUCACACUCCCAGCAAGGACAUUUGACGUGAGAAGGUUCACACCAGAAGAUGAUGCCACUCUAGCAAGGGUCGGGGUCAAGCUGAGCCAGAUGACUCGGCUGACUGAACUGAGCCUGGCAUUUUCCAUCCUCACAGGAAGGAUCCGUAAACUGCUCAGCAAGGAAAAACUACAUCAAAUCUCAGAAAGACCAACUGUGUCAUUCUUCUGCCCACUGAAAACCCCACUGAAAAUGCUGGAUGUUUCUAACUGCUCCUUAAACCAUGUAGACAUGGCCUAUUUAGCCAAUAGCCUCCAUUCCAAUCACCUGGAAGUUCUUGAUAUGAGUGGGCAUGAUGUGGCUGACCUGUACCCAUCUACUUUCUUCAAGCUUCUGAACCAUUCAUCCCACACACUGAAGAGUCUCACCCUUGAGGAAUGCAACAUCCAGGACACGCACUUGAACAUGUUGAUUUUGGGGUUGGUCCCCUGCUGGAAACUAGAGGAAUUCAAGUUCCUUGGAAAUCCUCUCUCUUCUCGUGCCUUGAAAUGCCUUUUCAAUGUUUUCACUGAUUUCCCUAGACUGAAAUACAUCGAAUACCCAGUUCCAAAAGACUGUUACGCAAAUGACAUUGGUUACCCGAUCGAUGAAGCGGAUCUUUCCAAAUUUGAUCACCAGAAAUAUGACAGCAUAGCAGAAGACCUUAACAUGAUUUUACUGCAAGCCAAGCGGGAUGACAUUAAAGCCACUACACCUCUCUUUGGAGCUUAUGAUGCAGCAUUAUAUGAAACGGGCAACGAACUGGGGAAAUCCUUGCUGCAGUCUUUCAGGGAAACUCUUCAAAACUUCAGCAUGGCUCUUCAGCAAAUGAGCUGAAAUCUGAAGUUGAACCGGAAGAGCUUUUCAAAUUCAUUCAUCAAACUCAAGCAUCAAUUUAUUGGAAUUGUUUAGACAGCACACUGAAGGCUUAUUCUGUUUCUGGAUUAUAUAUCACCGGAACCUGGUAGUUUAUUCUCUCAGUUUUCACCUUCUUUGGUCACCAUGUACGGCUGUCUACCCAGCUUGGCCUCUGCUGACGUUGUUUACUUUGUCCAGCGUAUAAAAUGAUCUUCAGCCUUAUCAAUAUAAAGACUGUCUAGUUAGUCACUUCCACUGACAAUGGAGUUGGGAGAGUUCUGAGUUUACAGUGGAGUUGUGUAUUUGCAAAAUGAAGAAUCCAGUAUUCAUUGCUUUUCCUGCUCACAGUAAACAUAGGGUUUACACUA